Etheostoma cragini (Arkansas darter) is the source of this 921-nucleotide messenger RNA. It is a transcript of the gene nmu, whose product is annotated as neuromedin U. The transcript is spliced from 9 exons. Bases 182 to 655 code for a protein of 157 amino acids. Gene Ontology annotation, biological process: regulation of smooth muscle contraction. The record is from RefSeq and is a predicted model, not a curated record. Gene Ontology annotation, molecular function: neuromedin U receptor binding. NCBI's taxonomy places the organism in Eukaryota, Metazoa, Chordata, Actinopteri, Perciformes, Percidae.
GAGGUGUGUGACACGAGCCUUCAUAUUUCUCUGACGUGAGAUAAAAACUCUCACAAGAGCAGGAAGUCAAGCGAACAAAACGAAAACACGGACAAGUAAGGCCAGAGAGAGAGAGAGAGAGAAAGAGAGAGAGCGCGAGAGAGAGAGAGAGAGAGAGAGAGAGAGAGAGAGAGAGAGGGACAUGCGGACCUUCCAGAGCCAGAACCAGCCCGGGGAGCGCGGAGCCUCCAGCUGCCUGCCCAGCCUCCCUCCCCUCAGCACGGCCGGCGUCACCCUCACAGCCCUGCUCAUCCUCACCAUCCCAGUCUGCAAAAGUGCUCCAGCAGAACUUCAGCAAGCUACAACAGAUCAACUACUCAGCCAGAUAGAUGCUGUGUGCUCAUCCUACCUCUCUACAGAGCUGAAGUUUCGGGCAUCUGAUAUCCUAGGAGAACUCUGUUUCUUGAUGCUGGUUCAGAAGUCAAAGGAGUUAAAAGUGCGAGAAAAAAGUAAAAGGACCUCUCAGUCGCACCCUCUCCUGCGUCUAGUUUCUCAACUCAGAAGAGAGAGAGGACUCUCAAUGCGCGCUGAACUCCAGGGACCUGGGGGAGUCCAGAGCAGAGGUUACUUCCUCUAUCGGCCACGAAAUGGAAGACGAUCCUUAGAAUAUGAGUAAAUUAAAGCUUAUGUACAGACAACACAGACCCUGAGACCCGAGCCGCUGCCCCACGACUGAUCGAGAAUUCAACCACAGCCCUCUGCCACUGCUGUUUCGUUAUGUCUGAAUGUAAACAAUUAAUACGAUUCAAAUAAGCAGUUGUCAAGAUUUUAUUUUGUGUUAUAUGUGUGUCAUUUCCAUUAAAACUGCUUCAAUGUGGUUUGGUUUGCAGUUGUGUAUGGUUUGAUUUGCUACACACAUUGCAUUUGGAAAAAGUGUGCAAC